UUUAAGUUGGCCGUGAAAAUAUCUAAAUAGUUAAUGAUAUAAAAGAGAAUAAUCCGUCGACAGUGGUGUGUCGUCGACGUUAUUAGUUUUUCUUUCGCGCAGACACGUGCAUACGUGUAAAAAAAAUCCGGCGCGAAGAGGCGCAAAAAAAGCUCGGGGGAUAGACGAUCGAGUGACAGGUGCGUCCAGAGGUGAGUUGAUAAUUCCGAUCGCGCCGCUUUUCCGCGUAUUGUAUCGUGUGUACGCGCGUUUUCAUCACCGUUCUGUUAUACACAUACAUAACUCGGAGUUCUAACGCCAGAACUAUAAAUUCCAGGUUAAUACGCUCCAAGGUGUCGAAAAUUCGAUUUCAUCGCUCGUGCCGUGAUCAAAUUAAAAGUGACGACGUUCAACUGUUCGCGACUGCUUGCGGAGCUAAUCAAGUUUUCAUUGGACGCGGGUAACUAGAUUUUAGAUUAAUUGGGUUUUUGAACUCGGGAAAUCUAGUGGCGGGUGUGGAAAAAGGAGAGUGACAGUGGCGGCGUGAAAAAUAUGUGAAGAUGCACCACCAGCAGAGCAGCCACCCCCAGUUCCUGAAGGACCCCGCCGCCGCCACGGCCAUGGACUCGGUGGCGUACCAGCAGUACUGCUACGGCUCGGGGGAGAACUGGCAGUACGGGUCGGGAGUGACGCCGAUGAAGCAGAUCGAGGCAUGCCUCCAAAGCGCCGGCAAGGACCGAAAAGCCUACUCUCCCCUAGACCAAGCCGAUUCCAUUCCCGUCGAGCCGGAACCCGAACGCGACAACAACAACAGAACCAACACGCACAACAAAAACCACAACGCCAUCGCGCCCGCGCUCACCAACGCCGGCGCCAUCCUCGAGAUGAAGCACCUCUGGGACGAGUUCCACUCCCUGGGUACCGAGAUGAUCGUGACCAAGGCGGGCCGCCGCAUGUUCCCCACCUUCCAGGUGAAGCUGUGCGGCCUGGACUUGCACUCGGAGUACAUGCUGAUGAUGGACUUCGUCCCGGUCGACGACAAGCGCUACCGGUACGCCUUCCACAGCUCGAGCUGGGUGGUGGCGGGCAAGGCCGACCCCGUGUCGCCGCCAAGGAUACACGUGCACCCGGACAGCCCCGCCACCGGGGCGCAGUGGAUGAAGCAGACGGUCUCGUUUGACAAGCUCAAGCUGACCAAUAACCAGCUGGACGACAACGGUCACAUUAUAUUGAAUUCGAUGCACCGGUACCAGCCGAGGUUCCACAUCGUGUACCUGCCGGGGAAGGGGGGGAGCAGUGCGAGCGAGGAGGGGUGCAGCGAGAACUUCAAGACGUUCGUGUUUCCGGAGACGGCGUUCACAGCGGUGACGGCGUACCAGAAUCAUAGGAUAACGCAACUGAAGAUUGCGAGUAAUCCGUUCGCCAAGGGCUUCAGAGACUGUGAUCCAGAUGAAACGGGCCCCGAAUCCGUGCCGCCGUCCGGCCAGGUCCAGCGCCAGAGGACCACCUCCCGGUCGACGCCGACCAGCUGCAAUAACAAAGACGGCGACGACCUCACCGCCCCCGACCACCUCCAGCCUGCGUCGGAGGCGGCACCCCUCUUCGGCCAGAACCGCUAUCAGCAAGCGCCGCCGCCCCCACAGACCUCCCUCCUCCAAUCCAACAUCCUCACCACCAUCGGCCAGCCCUACUCGGGCGAGCUGUGCAAUUACGGCCCUGUGUACCACCCCCACAACCUCCUCCACAACUACAACCCCGUCUACAGCAACGAGAAGGCCAUGCGGAGUCCGAACUUCGGGCGGACGGUGUACGGCAACUACUCCGGCUUCUACGGGAACAACGCCAACUUCCGGAGUCCGGCCCUGCACCAGAACGGCUACGAUUUCGGCCCCAGAUAAGUCGUCGUCGCCAUCUGUAACGAAGCCAAAGUGUGAACCAAAUCAUCAUUAUUGAAAUGUAAUUUUGUUAUUUUAUUGUACAAGUUAUGUAUUUUUGUCUUUAUUAUUUUUAUUAUUAUUAUUAAGGUGAUAGAGUAUUAUUUUUAUUUAUAUGUCGAUUAUUUAAGAUGAAUAAACUCGAUUAUAUUUUC
Zophobas morio is the source of this 2068-nucleotide messenger RNA. RefSeq names its product T-box transcription factor TBX10-like. The record is from RefSeq and is a predicted model, not a curated record. Gene Ontology annotation, cellular component: nucleus. Lineage: Eukaryota; Metazoa; Arthropoda; Insecta; Coleoptera; Tenebrionidae. Bases 540 to 1877 code for a protein of 445 amino acids. Gene Ontology annotation, molecular function: RNA polymerase II cis-regulatory region sequence-specific DNA binding; DNA-binding transcription factor activity, RNA polymerase II-specific. Gene Ontology annotation, biological process: positive regulation of DNA-templated transcription; cell fate specification; regulation of transcription by RNA polymerase II. The transcript is spliced from 7 exons.